Molecule: messenger RNA, 6159 nt
Organism: Nothobranchius furzeri (turquoise killifish)
Lineage: Eukaryota; Metazoa; Chordata; Actinopteri; Cyprinodontiformes; Nothobranchiidae
Source: RefSeq, a predicted model, not a curated record
CCUUUACUUAUUUACAUACAUGGACAAGCACCAUCUUACAUUGGUGAUCUUUGUAGUCCCUACACCCCCAGCAGGUCCCUGAGGUCCAGUGACCAAAGCCUACUGGUUGUGCAGCACCAGGCUAAAGACCAAAGGUGACAGAUCAUUUGCUGCUGUGGCCCCCAGACUCUGGAACUCUCUCCCCCUGAGCCUGAGAUCAGUGGACUCAGUGGUCUCCUUUAAACAUCACCCUCUCCUUGUUCUGCUCUCUCUACCUGUUCCACCUUCCUCAGGAUCCUUUCCUAUUCACUCUCUCGCUUUCUUUACAUUUUUUAAUCCCAAUUGUCUAUUUUUGCUCAUUUUAAAUAUAUUUUAAAAUAUUUUCUAAAUUCUUUUUUAUAUCCAUUCAUCCAUUUUCUGAACCCGCUUGUCCACGUAGAGUCACUGGGGGGCUGGUGCCUAUAUGGGCAAUCAGGCGGGGUACACCCUGGACAGAGAGCCAGUCCAUGGCAGGGCAACACAGAGACACACAGGACAAACAAUCACACACACACUUAAGGACAGUUUAGACAGACCAGUUAACCUAACAGUCAUGUUUUUGGACUGUGGGAGGAAGCCGGAGCGCCCAGAGAGAACCCACGCAUGCACAGGGAGAACAUGCAAACUCCAUGCAGAAAGAUCCCAGGCCGGGAAUUGAACCCAGGACCUUCUUGCUGCAAGGCAACAGCUCUAACCACUGCGCCACAGCGCAGCCUUUCUUUUUUAUAUUUUUAUAUUUUUUGUUUUUGUGAAGAGCCUCGUGAUUUUUAUCUUGAGAGGCGCUAUAGAAAAGAUCUUUUCUUCUUCAACUCCCCUCAGAGCAGCCGCCUUUACUUAUUUACGCCAACCUGAGCCGGCGUGUGCCAGCUGUCGGCAGCCAGAGCGUUUCGCUUCGCUUUCUAAAGCUCAUAUUUAAUACAAGCGCCCAAUAAUCGGCUCCAUGCUGGUUCUGGGUUUUGUUAACCAAGAGCCACCAUGGCUGUCAUAGACACUUCAGUUUCAGUGGCUCUGACAGCAGCCAAUUAGAUCAAUGCAUCUGUUGCCAGAGAGCAGGAGGAGGAGGCGGCGUGAGUCUGAUGGGGGUCUGAGAGCAGCUCAUCAUCCCUCCUGGAGCCCCCCUUGUCCGGUAACUUGUGUUUUCUACCUUUGUUUAUUUUUAAACCACACUUUUUACUCUUACAGGCUGUGUUUUUGUAGAUCUCUGCAUGAAACAUGAGCUCUCGCCUGCACACUCAUCUAGAAGUUGCAGUUUUGCUCCAUCUCAUCAUUGCAUGUGUAAAGUUGUUUAGGAACACACUCAUGGAAAUGUUUUAUCAUUGAAAGUUUGAUUAAAUCCUUCAUUUUUCUUGUAUCUUCACGAUUUUGUUUUGGUGCUUUGCUCCCAUGGUGUCAGACAUCCCAGUGGAGCUGGGUUCAUCAUGUCCCUCUGCACCGAUGAGCCCGUCUGUCCCAAGUUCCAGCCCAAUAUCUUUGACCCCUCCCGCUGCCAUGACUGCCUCCGCCAGAGGCACCUGCACACCAGCUCAGGCGAGGAAAGCGACACGGUCCCUCCACAGAAAUCUCUACCUGAGCCAGAAAGCGGAGCUAAAACUGGGACUGACGCAGGGACUGGAAGUGGGUUUGGAUCAGGUAGAGGAGUUCUGUUAACGCCAAUCCCAUCCCAGGCAGAAGACCGCAACGCCAGUGCCAGCAAGGUAAGAAAAUCGAGACGAGUUUAGGUAACCAGGAUUAGAGUGACCGUGUGAGAACCCACGAGGACUGACUGACGGGAUAAGCUGGAUUAGAGUAAAGUCUGGCAGGUGAGACCAGUACCGGUCAGAGGUGAAAGCAGUAAACCAGCAGGAUGAGGGGUGACGCCAGAUUAAAUGAAAUAAUGUUGGACUGCUUAUAUUUGUUCUCAGAGUUUCUAACUAAUCUAUUUAGGAUGGCUUUUAUGUGACCCCAAAGUGUUUACUUGAGCGUCACGUGACAGGAUUAAAGCGAGUUUAAAGCCCAGGUAGUGGGAUUGUUGAUGAGUUUGCUGCUUUUGGGUGAAUUAAGAGAAGGUGUGAGGUAACAGCACGAAGCAAGGCAGCAGUAGUGCUUCCUAUUAUAAAUGAAUGAAGCUGGAUCACUUACCGCCUUCCUAGGAAUUACCUGUCUCUUUAGAGAAGGACACAAUUUGAAGAAAUAAAACAAUGAAUACAGCAAAGACUACUGGUCGUUCUACUUUUGUAACAUAACUGCUGUUUUAUUACUCGUGUUUAAUGUUUCUAAACAUUCAGGUGAGCAGGAGGUCUUCCAGAGCUAGAAUUCCAACCGAUGCCUCCUUCGGACAAACGCAAAUGGUUUGGGAUCUUUUUUAAAUGCGUAGUUUGAGAAAAAGGUUUGACGAAAGACAAAAAAUGUAGUGAUGAAAUAAUAAUGAAGGAAAGCCACAAGGCAGGUCGCGUUACAGAGGUGUAACCCUAAUCGAACGGCAGAAUGAGAAUGUGAGUGGACGAAUGCUACCCGUCCAACUCUAGAGGAUGGAGUCGGGCAGAGGCGGCCAUGGUCACUAAGGCUGAAAAGCUGGCCUGCCCAUUCCAUCACAUUGGUUGUUUGACCUUUGCUUGGGGGCAUAGCUUCUCUCAAUAGUGACAUCCUGGUAACUUGGAGAGAGAUGGGCUUUCCUGCAGCAUUGUGAUUGGCCUCUGUCUUCCCACUGUCACCCAAUCAGGAAGAGUCUGAUGGUUUCUCUGUGGUGAGUAGCUACUGUGAUGUCAACGGAGGUCACGUUGAGAGCUCUUUUUGCAUCCUGAGCCCCGACUGUGAGCUCUACAUUUGUGACGGCGACGACGACUACAGCACAGACAGCUGUCGUGAACAAAGCGACGGGUUCAACACCUCUGUUAGUGGAGAGGAGGAAUAUUUGCCAAUUCGCCGCCAUCCUGCCAAACCCAGCAUGACAAGGCUCGACCCUCCACCUCAUCGACCCAACUCGCUGACCUGGAUGGAAGAUUCUCGGAGCAGCGGUAGCUUCACCGGGCGGUCAGGUACAUUCAAACAGACCUUGGAGAUAUGCUGUGGAAUUUCUUAACAGUGAAAAUAUAACAGACUUGAAAUAAACUUUCGAAAACAAGUAGUGGCUGGACGAUGUCUUUUUCAAACAUAAUGUACAAGAUAUCCUGUGCAGGAGUUAACUCGGUCCUCGUUAAACCAGUGACUUACUGCACUUGACCAAACUAUAUCCAGUUACAGAGAGAGGUGUCCUUUUCUUGGCAAUACUAUUUGAAGUCACCAGCUGAGGUGUCAAAAAGCAAUUAUCAGUAAUACAAUAUCAGUUUGUUUGUGUCGGGAAACCUGAACUUUGAUGUGUUCAUCCUUCUUUACUUCUUCUUCUUCUUUACGAUCCCUUAAAGGUCUUCCUUUUUAAAUAUUGUUCUUCUUCCAGGGUUAAAAGAAGACAGAGACAAGCGCGAAAGUGGCUACUACUCCCUGGGAAGGGCGGCGGGUGCUCGUUCACUAACUGAAAAAACCCCACCUUCUCCUUUUCGACAUUUUGAAAGAGGCCAUCCCAUCUUCAGUAACAGAAACGUUGAGCCUAAAGACAUCAUCCCCUUCAGAAACCCUAAUCUUGGUGUGGCCUCUGACAGGCUCAUACCAGAGGUUUACAACGACGAUCUACAUAUAGAAAUCCCUCCCCCUGACCCUUACGAUGUUGCAGUUGAAGUUGAGGCCCAAGUUGGACCACGAUCUCCCAGUCCCACUCCCUUUAAAAUAGCAGAGUCACUGGCCUCAGGUGGCCGUAAGGGUUUAAGUCGAGGAAAUCCAUCAUCUCAAAUUUAUCAACAGUCCGGACGAUAUGAGUCCUCGAGGCAAAGCUCAGCUCUGCCAUCUCGCUCCUCUUCCCCAUCACGUGGAAACCUACUAAUGAGACGGAGUGAGUCCAGUAGCCUUCUCGGUGGGCAAAGCUUUGACGGUGCAGGACGAUCUCAGGGGACAAGGCCAAUAAGCCCCUUGCAAAACAAACAGGGUCAAGGUUUUGAGUCAGGAACUCUGCCAAGAAACUUCAAAUCACUUGCAAGUUCAGUCAAAUCCCAGUCCAACACAGUUUCUGAUUUUAGAGGUGCUUUGCGGAAAAACGAAGUUAACAGUUCUUCAAGUGGACGGGGUUCUGAUGUUAGAAGCUCAUCUCCUCCAAGGAGGGAUCAUAAUUCUUCAUUUCAAAUUCCUCGUAAUACUGAAGGCAUCACUAGUUUAUCUCAAGGCCACGGAGGCAGCAGUCGGGCUUCCUCUCCAUCUAGAAGAACCUCUGAACGUAUGCGUGACAGUCACUUUUCUUCACUACCAAGUAGGAAUUUUAGCAGAAACCUCCUUCGUAAAUCUGAAUCAGCCAUGUCUCUAAAUGAACAUAGCCACCAUGGACGCUGUGGUUCUCCAAUUAGAGAAGGAUAUAGUAUUGAAGGUCAGACUGAGUUGCGUAACCAGUUGUGUAGAAAUGGACUGAAUGAUCAAGAAUAUGGACAAGUUGAAGAACCCACCAUGCCUCUGUCUAGACAAGGCAAUGAUAGACAGAGACCAUCCAUACUUCGCAAAACUGAAUCAAACACUGUUGGUAGCAGUCGAGAUUGGGGCAGCUGUUCGUCCUCUCCAGGAAGAAGGGGCCAUGAGACCCUCAAACAGCAUCAGCUUAGGAGUAGAGACCUCAGUGGUGGUUCAGUAAAUGGUUAUGGGCAUAAAACACGCAACUCUUCACCUUCCAGGAGAAACUAUGAAGCACCUUCUCAAUCUUUGCUUCACAAGUCUAAAGUUAACAGCUCUGUCAGAAGCCAUGACAGCUACAGUGCCUCAAGUCUAAGGAAAACCUAUGAUGCUUCUGACCAACGCACAUCUACUAAUAUAAAAACUGGUAGCUCCCUAAGCAGCAGGAACCAAAGCAUCAGCAGCUACUCUCCUUCUCGAAAAGGCAAUAAUGACCCACCAGGGUAUUCAUUGCUCCAAAGUGCCACCAAUGGGGACUCCAGUUAUUCAUUUCAGAGAAAAAAUUCUGCUAUUGAAACCAAAUCAAACUCAAGUAGCUCACCACACACACGUCAAGGCUCUACUCAUUCCCAACUUUGUUCCUCCUUAUCUUGGUCCACUUCAAAACAAUCAACGAUUGGCAACCGAACUGCUCAUGUCACUUUGGAAACAACAAGAAAUUCUAGUAGCAUCAGAUCUGCACAUGGCAUGUACAGAGAAGAGGAUUGCCACCCUGCUCCUAAAAACAACCCCUCCGUCCGUGCACAAAGCCCUUCUCCUUCGCCUCAGACUGACAGGAGGUUCCCUCACCGUACACGAAGUCCCUCUCCUUCGCCUCAGACUGACGGGAGGUUCCCUCACCGUACACGAAGUCCCUCUCCUUCACCUCAGACUGACGGGAGGUUCCCUCACCGUACACGAAGUCCCUCUCCUUCGCCUCAGACUGACAGGAGGUUCCCUCACCGUAUACGAAGUCCCUCUCCUUCACCUCAGAUUGACAGGAGGUCCUCUCACCGUACACAAAGUCCCUCUCCUUCAUCUCAACUUGAUAAGAGGCCUUCCCACUGGAAACAGAGCCCUUUUCUGCCUCCAUCUGACAACAGGCCUUCCCAUCAAGCACAGAACCGUCCUCCACUGGCUCAGUUUGACAAGAGGCCUUCCCAUCGAGCACGCAGCUCUUCUCCUCCACCACAAAUUCAAAUCCAAAGCCACACUUCUUCACAGAGCUCCUUGGAGUCCUCAGAGUCGGGUCGAACCUCAGUGGGAUCAACAGGACGAAACAAGGAGGAGUACGCCAUGAUGGCCGACCUGCCGAAGAUCAAAAUGAUCCAUCAGGUGGAAGAACCAGGCCACGCAGGGCGGCCACUGACCAACCAGCCUAUGCGGAGGCAGGAACUCUUUAAACCUGCCAGCCACUCCCUGAGCAGGCAUCCCUCAACGGACUGGGAUGAUACUUGGGAUACAGAGAAGGAAUGGCACAAUGGGGGCAGUGGGUACCUGUCUCGAGCUCAAUCCACUACCUCAUUACAGAACAUUAUCCCCAAACAGAACUUUCUCUGUGAAGGUCAGAAACCAUCUCCUCGGACACUACCCCCAAAACCUGUGGGGUCCCACAAGGCUCAGUUCUGUGACCAUUAUUUUCCUACAUCCUUCCUUUAG